Arabidopsis lyrata subsp. lyrata is the source of this 964-nucleotide messenger RNA. RefSeq lists its product as uncharacterized. The record is from RefSeq and is a predicted model, not a curated record. NCBI's taxonomy places the organism in Eukaryota, Viridiplantae, Streptophyta, Magnoliopsida, Brassicales, Brassicaceae. Bases 356 to 790 code for a protein of 144 amino acids. The transcript has a single exon.
AUGUGGUAAUUACAGUAAUUUAUCUAAAACUCUGGCUAAUCCCCACAAUUUGACAGACGCCAAAAUCAGAUCAAGACUAUAAGUCAACGUUUCCUUCACCUCUAAGAGUGCAAUGGAUCACAUAUAUCUUUAUUAUUAUAGUUUGAGAAGCUUUUGAUGAGGCUGAUGAGGAUUUCUCCGCUUUAGUCACCUUUACAUGUCGUUCUUCAACAAACAUUGGUCGCCUUAAAAGCUCUUCAAAAGACCAGCGUUCAUGUGCACAUGCCUCGAUAUAUAUAUAUAUACUAGAGACCCCAUUCAUCUAUCAAUAAAUAUUGAAUCUUGAUCUCCGAAAACCAAAACAUCAUUAGAUCUAAUGGCUAUGGCUAGUAGUAGUAGCAACUCGUCGUUGUUUCCUACCCAACAACAACCGCAACAGCAAUUAGGAGGCAAUGAGUUCCAACCUACGGCUACCAACGUCAAUCUAAUUGCAGCACCAAACGCUCCAAACCAUUACUCUUCCGGUUCCAUUGGACCCUUCUUUGCAGUCAUCUCUGUUCUCGUCGUUCUUGCAGUCCUCUCCUGCUUCUUGGGUCGCAUAUGUGCACGGCGCCGCCAGAGAACUGUUUUAGUGGCUGAAGUCAAUCCAUUGGAGAUGAUAAAGAGUGGUGGGUUUUUAGGAUGGCUGAGACGAAAAUGGAGACGGUUUUUGGCCGGCGAUGUUGAGGCCGGAGCUAAAGUUGCCGAUUGUGCCAGCAAAGAAACACCUAAAGAUAAUGAUCAAACUCGCCUUGAAGCACCUCCAGCUUGAUCUAGGUGCGUGUGUGAGAGACUAGUAAUAAGAGUAUCAACAUUCGAAGUAGAAUGUAAGCUACCUAUUAGCAUCAUUGCAAUGUUUUAUUCAGUUCUUCAAAACCCAUUUCAUAAUCUCAUCACUUCGAUUCACCAUGUCUUAACCAUAAAUAGAAUCUUAUGAAUUGUUCUC